Molecule: messenger RNA, 1857 nt
Organism: Aspergillus calidoustus
Lineage: Eukaryota; Fungi; Ascomycota; Eurotiomycetes; Eurotiales; Aspergillaceae
Source: the annotation of a GenBank genome assembly
AUGACCGAUUAUUCGUCAUGGAAGGUCACCGAUCUGAAGGCGGAGCUCAAGCGACGUGGUAUUCCUCAGACAGGGUUGCGGGUUAAGCAGCAGAUCGUCGAGAGACUGGCAGAAGAAGAUGCUAAGGGACUCGAUGAGGAACAAAAUGAAGCUGCCGACGCUACUGAGCAACAGCAACCUGAGAAAUCGCAAACUGUCGAGCCGGAGGAGCCUACGACCGCUGAGAACGUUGAGAAUGAACCAGCGCAGGACGGAAGGCCUGAUAAUGAGUCAGAAAUACAACCCGAGGUGAAGGCCGCCGAUGAAAAGCCAGCGGAGGAUAUAUCUCAGGCGCCAUCGCCCCAAGAAGAUGCGGUCGAUCGCCCUCCACAGUCUCCCCCGAAAGAACCCGUCGAAGAAACGCAAGAAGCUCAAGAUAAGGAUAAGGGAAUUGGAGGGGAGGAAAAACAAUCUGAGGUUGAAGCCGCCCAGACAGAUGAGCAGGCUCCUGGAGGUGAGGCUCAACCAGAUUCCUCGAUCACUCAGGCUGGUGCUGGUGUUGAGGCUGCUGCAACAGCCGCGCCUUCUGGUGCUCAAACAUCUGGCGCUAAUACGGCGAUAUCGACGCCGCUUCCCGCAGAGGAGGUUAUUGAUGAUGUCAGAAAAAGGAAGCGUCGCAGCCAGAGUCCCGCCCCGCAUCUAGAGGCAGUCGCAAAUAAGAAGGCUAAGGUCCUUGACGAGGAAAUCUCUAAGAAACAGCCGGGCGACAUUGAGAAAACGAGCUCUGGUGAUUCCCUCAUGGCCGAUAAUGCGCCUAUCGCACCUGAGGUUUCGCAACCUGCACUCCAGGAAAACCCACCUUCAAGAGAUGCAGGGGGCGCAGAGCCCAGUCACGAAUCGCCCAAGUCCCAUAAGCAGGAUAUGCGUUUCAAAGGCCUCUUUACUGCGCCGGAACGCCAAAGGGCUCGCCCCGCAUCUCCUUCCGCCGAUGCGGAAAUGGAAGAUGUUGAAGUCAAGCCCGCCUUACACGCUGCAACAGCUGCACUGUUCAUAGAUGGCCUUAUGCGUCCUCUCCAACCGGCCGCUCUCAAAAAUCACAUACUAAACAUGGCAACUGCUCCCGACUCGUCACCAAACCCUGACUCGAUUGUUGAGUUCUAUUUAGAUACCAUUAAGACACAUUGCUUCGUCCAAUUUAUCGACGUUUCGACUGCUUCGAGGGUGCGCAACUCUCUUCAUGAUUCUGUUUGGCCAAAUGAACGAAACAGAAGGGCACUGUUUGUCGAUUUCAUCCCAGAGAAUAAAGUACAGGAAUGGAUCCAGCGAGAAGAGCAAGCACGCGGGCGCAGUGGGAUUCCCCCACGAUGGGAAGUUAGAUACGAUCGGACCGAUGAAGGGGUCGAGGCGAUCCUGGAAGAGGUCAACCACAAGAACGCGGGAAAUCAGGCUCGUCGGGGCUCAGCACAAAAAGAAUUUACACACCCUCCUCCUCGCGGGCCCAGAGCUGAGAUGCAGCACCAAGGGAGACGUCCCAGCGGCCCUACCCAGCCGAGCCGUGGCUCUCAGCCUGGGCAAGGAUUCAAGCCUCUAGAUGAGCUGUUCAAAUCGACGACCGCGAAGCCGAAGCUUUAUUAUCUCCCCGUCUCUCGAGAUAUCGCAGACCGACGCCUGGACAGGUUCGAUGACUUGUUGCGAAAAGGAUCAUACCCUCGUCGAGGCGGAGAUGAAACGCGGCGCAUAACGUUUGAAGAUGGUGACCAGUUUGUCGACAUUGGGCCGGAAUUCGGUGGUCGUGGUAGAGGCGGAGGUCGCGGUCGAGGAGGUCGUGGUGGAGGAAUAAUCAAUGCGCGGAGGGAUAGCCGGAGGGAUCGAUAUUGA